Boeremia exigua is the source of this 818-nucleotide messenger RNA. RefSeq names its product PITH domain-containing protein. NCBI's taxonomy places the organism in Eukaryota, Fungi, Ascomycota, Dothideomycetes, Pleosporales, Didymellaceae. The coding region runs from base 107 to 769 and encodes 220 amino acids. Gene Ontology annotation, cellular component: nucleus. The transcript has a single exon. The record is from RefSeq and is a predicted model, not a curated record.
AUCAUAUUUGAUAUGCUCUCCACAUCGCUGCUGAACUCCUUCCUCACAACCAACUCGGCUACCCCACUACCCCGCCACUGCCACCUCAAUCUUGCCGUCACCCACCAUGUCGCACUCCCACUGCCACGACGAAUCCCAUAGCCACGACCAUGGCGACCACGAUCACGAUCACAGCGAUGACAUCACACCCGCGCUGCAGAACAUACUGUACUCGCAAAUCGACUUCAGCGCGCUGCGCACCCUAAACGAGGACGACAGCAACAGCGGCCGCGCAAUUUGUCAGAAAACAUGGGCGCAACGCCUCGAGCCAACGCCAGAACUCGUGUCCAGCGCCGAUGAGCAGCUGCUCAUGCUAGUCCCAUUCGCAGGACAAGUGCGGUUGCAUUCGAUUCUACUGCGGACGUCGGACAGCGAGUCUUCGCCAAAGACGCUCAAAGUGUUUGCGAACUUCGGGGAGGACAUGGACUUCGACACGGCAUCUGAGAAGUCGCCCACACAGACGUUCGAGAUUGCGAGGACAAGCGAAGUCCAGGAGAUUCCGGUCAAGAGGGUGCACUUCAAUAACACGAGGAGCCUGGCGCUGUUCUUUGAGGACAAUUGGAGUCAGGGCGAGGAAGAUGAGACGCGGAUUAGUUAUCUAGCAUUUAAGGGCGAUUUCAUGAAGCUGAACAAAGAGCCAGUUAGUGUGCUAUACGAGGCGGCUGCGAAUCCGGCGGAUCAUAAAGCUAUUGCGGGGGUUAAGGAGGGGGUAGGGAGGGGCAUCCAGUGAGACGCUGAAGAGGCGAUGGCAGAACACGAGAACAUCAGUAUUGCAGACA